This is a messenger RNA of Empidonax traillii (willow flycatcher), 1089 nucleotides long. Its product is annotated as WAS/WASL-interacting protein family member 1-like. The transcript has 3 exons. NCBI's taxonomy places the organism in Eukaryota, Metazoa, Chordata, Aves, Passeriformes, Tyrannidae. Bases 1 to 1089 code for a protein of 362 amino acids. The record is from RefSeq and is a predicted model, not a curated record.
AUGGGACUGCAGGGCGGGCUCUCGGGAGAGAGGAGGCGCAACGCCAUUGGUCGGCGGCAGCCUCGCCCCCCACCCCCUGCCCGCCCCUCCGCGCUCCCGCCCACACCCCGGUCCUCCCCGGGCCCGCCUCCCGCGCCCCUCCCGCCGGUGCCCUCAGCGCAGGCAGCGCAGACCGUGUGGGGAGCGCGGGCACGGAUGGGAGACCGGGUACACCUGGCGAAGCCCAGGUGCUGCCCAUCGCCGCCCGUCGGGACGCGGCGGGGCGCCGGCGUGGCUCGCCGCGGCCGUCAGGUGCUGCGGACCCGCCCGCCGGAGCUUCCGGGCGCGCGUGUGCGCGGCGGGCGCCCCCUGAACACCCACCCCCCCCUCCCACCCCCGCACACACGCGUGUACCGGCGAUCACGGAGCGAGCGGCGGCGGGGGCAAAGCGGCCCCCGGUCCCCCCGCCUCCCUGCUCCCCGUUCCUCCCCGCUCUCCCCUCCUCCUUGCUCCUCCUGCCUCCCCCCGCUGCCGCCGCUCCCGCGCUUUCACCGGGCGCGCAGGGGCUCCGCGGGGGGCGGAGGUGUCUCGCUUGUUUACGGCGGACCCGCACGCUCGUCACCAGGCGGGCCGCGCCCCGGGAUCAAUGGGAGCCUUUCUCUCCCCGCUCUCGGGGGGAGCCGCAUCCCCGCUCGCCUCGGGAACGGCGCGGGGAAGCCUCCCUUUGCACAUGCCCAGGAGGAAAACCGAGGCUGGGGUCACGCGAACAUCCAUCCGCGCUUUCUCGUCCCCCCGGUCAGUGCCGUCGGGACACGCUUUCAUUUGUCGUCCUGCGAGGAAGCUGAAGCAACCGGGUUUGCGUGUAAAGCCGAGGGGAAAAACAAACAACACAACAACUCAAACAAACAAACAAGGAAAAAAAAUACGAAAGUGAUGCGGCGCCUGCGGCUGUCGUUGUGCGGGGCCGCGGCCGAGCGCUCCUCGUGCUCCCGGCGGAGCAGGCGGCGGGGCCGCCCACAGCCCGCACCGCUGCCGCCGCUCUGCUCCAUCCUGCCCGAAAUUCUGCGCGGUUUGGGUCAUAAUAACCCAUUAAGAAAUCAACAUCUGUAA